AUGGCAAAUACAAAGAAACCUAAGGCUAGAAGUUACAAAUGCUCUCUUGAAGGCUGCGAAAAGGAGUACAACAGGCCAAGUUUGCUUCAACAGCACCAGAAUUCGCAUACUAACCAAAAGCCAUAUCGUUGCGAUGAGCCCAGCUGUGGUAAGAAAUUCAUCAGACCAUGUCAUCUGAGGGUCCACAAAUGGACGCACUCGCAAAUUAAGCCUAAACCAUGCCCACUAUGCGAAAAAAGAUUUGUUACGAACCAACAAUUAAAAAGACAUCUAGGUAGCCAUGAAAGAAAAAAUAAGCUUGCAUCAAAAAUCAACGAUAAGAACGAAGAACCGAAUCCUGGUAUAAGUGCAAACUCCAAAGGCAGCAAAUCAAGUCUAGACCCGUCGUUGCCUCCCCUACACGAUGAGGCAUUACUGCAAGAUCAUUUGCCUGGAUUUGAUGACAUGCAAGUGCUACAAUGUCCAUACAAAUCGUGUCAGAGGGUUACCAGCUUCAGCGACGAUCUGGUCAACCAUAUGUUGCAACAGCAUAUAACAAGUAAGCUUACUGUGCCAUAUGAAGAGCUGCCUCUCGGAAAACCACUUUCGAUAUCGGCGAAGUCAAGCAGCACAGACAUUACGUCUAUUCCACAGCUUUCACUUAGCAUCGAUGGGACGUCCAGUAGUGAUAGCGGCCACAGCACUGUGUUACAAAGUCCAGAGGAUCCGGAGAGCUACUGGUCCGACAACCGGUGCAAGCAUACCGAUUGCCAGGACCUUAGUCCAUUGACGUCUGUAUUUGACCUAAUCGACCACUACGAUCACACACAUGCGUUCAUUCCUGAAACGCUGGUCAAGUACAGCUACAUUCAUCUAUAUAAGCCUAAUGUCUGGGGCCUAUUCGAAUAUUAA
This is a messenger RNA of Saccharomyces kudriavzevii IFO 1802, 891 nucleotides long. RefSeq names its product Fzf1p (gene FZF1). Bases 1 to 891 code for a protein of 296 amino acids. The transcript has a single exon. Gene Ontology annotation, biological process: regulation of transcription by RNA polymerase II. The record is from RefSeq and is a predicted model, not a curated record. Gene Ontology annotation, cellular component: nucleus. Lineage: Eukaryota; Fungi; Ascomycota; Saccharomycetes; Saccharomycetales; Saccharomycetaceae.